AUGGACCCGACUUCACACUCUUACGAUAGUGCGCCAGUGCGGCGCUCGCAACUGCUCUCUUCAAUUUCAGAAUUAAGACAAGGAAUCCAAGCUGCUGAGGCCGACGUCGAUCGCAUUGAGAACCGGAUCUCAUACAAAGAGGACUGGCUCAAAGAGCUCAAAUCUGAACGCAUUUCCGCUGAUAAGUCCAAACCGUCAAUUGACAGGGCCAUCAAGCAGACACAAGUGCGCAUCAAAGAGAUCGAAGAGACUCUGAUUGCGAAGAAAGAUGAGAUCGCGCACCUGAAAAGCAAGCUAAAGAAGAAGGAGACAAAGCUUGCAGCGAUCCCACAAAUCGAGUCAUCCAGUGCGCCCAACCCCAAAGACAACGAAGAUGCUGCAGCACUGCUUGAAGUCACAGCCACCCCUGUGAAUGCCAUCUUUACAAUCAGUGAAGACGGCGAGACCUACACCAACCCGCCCAUGCUUCGGGGUGUCCCGGUUGCACCCAUCAGCGAAACCGGUUCAUAUUGGAGCCCGAUGUGGAAGAAGUUCGCAGAGGCAGUCAACGAAGAGAAGGUGGAAAGGGAAUAUCAAGAAUACCUCUUCAUCAGACACCAGCGAAUGCUCCAAGGACCCCUCCCAGCAUCAGAAGAUGACCCAGAGCAUGUCUUCAAGAGAUACCAGCGCAGCUUGCGGCAAGCCAAGGUCACAAAGCAGUGGUUCAACCCGGGACGCACGAUCCAUCCCAAUCAACUCAUGGCAAAGGAACACUUGCCUGAGACUGGGAUUUGCGACAACUAUGUUCUCUACAAGAUCUGCAACAUCCUUAGCCGCAUCAAUGCCAUGUAUGAGCGCGGAGAGCUGGGAAUGCCGCCUAUGCACUUCCUCAUGUGGAGGAUGAGUGUCUCCCUAGAGCGCUUUCCGCACGACCCCAUGAAGUCAUUCUGGCGUGUCAUGGUUAACAAGAACCACGGUGCUUACGACAGCAUUCUUCGGCAAGCCGAGAUCAGAGGUGCACAGCAUACCGGUGACUACAACUUCUACUUGGGUCGAUGGAAGCAGACAUCUUCUGCCAGAGACCAGGCCCAUUCGUCCGCAUUGUCCGGUAGCAGAUCAAGCGCCCCUGCCACAGCAAUUGCACAGCCUGGAGUGAGUCCUCAUGAGGCUCUUGCCCAGCAGCAACAGCAGCAGCGACAGCAGACUUUGCGCGGGCCUGUUUCGAACUUUGCUCUGAGCCCAACAGAGGCAUUGAGAUUGCAAAUGCAGAUGCAGACAUCCUCCACACAGGAAGAAGGACAUGUCAGUGACCGACGCAAGACGCGCCACCAUUCAGAGGCGUUUGAUCAACCGACCUCUGAUCACGACGGAAGCCACUUGCGCUCUACUAAGAAGCUGCGUCAGUCACCGCUGUUCAAAGACAAUCUUCUUGCGAUUCGAAGCAGACCAUCCGCUGAGAGCAUGGUCUCGAACCGUUCCUUGGCCGGACCCAGCAUGGAGACUGAGCCUCUUGUGGAUCUGGAAACUAUGGAUCUGGAAGCUAUGGAUCUGGAAGCUAUGGAUCUAGAAGCGAAGACCGAACAUGAGACUCGCACCCAGGCAUCUGCGGUCGGGGAUACGGAUGCCCCGAUGGAGGAUGAGCUUCAACAGAAUAGCUUCGAGAAACGCAUGGCCGAUAUCGAUGAUUUGUCAACCAAGGCAACGGCUCCGAUUCCCGAGAAGACCACUGCCAAAGCCCCAGUCGACAAUCGCGAAUGGAUUGACAUGUUUGUCGGCUCAGAAGAAAUCAGAAGACAGAUCCAGCCCACAAACAUGGAGGCCAUCAGAGCUUCAGUCGGAGAGAGUCCUUUCCCGAAGGAUACUGGAAGAAGAGUUUCUCAUGGAUUUGUCUUCCCCUACUACAGCAGCGAGGAAGCUCAGAAACUGGACGAGCUGGGAUUCCCUUUCUAG
Molecule: messenger RNA, 1929 nt
Organism: Colletotrichum fioriniae
Lineage: Eukaryota; Fungi; Ascomycota; Sordariomycetes; Glomerellales; Glomerellaceae
Source: RefSeq, a predicted model, not a curated record